GCGAACAAAACCCGUUCUCUCGCCGACAGCCGCAUCGGUAACCCUCAUUCCCUCGUUCCUCCGCUGGAAGAAGACGGGUCGGAUAUACAGUACCAACUAGAAAGUCCAGUCCGACCAAAAACGAGAUGACACAGGAGCAUGACAAUAAACGGGCAGUGCUGGUGCUACAGAAUGAUCCAGCCUACAGUCAACGACGAGCCUUCACCAGUGAAGAUGAAGCAUGGAAAUCCUUCCUGGAGAACCCACUUACAGCUGCCACCAAAGCAAUGAUGAGCAUUAAUGGAGAUGAGGACAGUGCUGCUGCUCUAGGCCUUCUCUAUGACUAUUACAAGGUGCCACGGGAAAAAAGGACAAUAUCCCAGCCAAAGGCCGACAUCCUAGGCUCUGAUGUGGAUCCCAACAAAAGCAGAAACCUCAUGGCUCCUCUCCCAGAGGCCACAAUGACAUCAGCUGACAACAGGAUCCAGGUUCUGAAGGGAGUCCCACUGAACAUUCUUCUUCCUGGUAAUCAGCUGGUGCAGGACAAGAGAGCAGUGUUCCCCUCACCUGACACCACAGUCACCGUGUCCAUCGCUGCUAUGCCCAGUUACCCUGUAAAGACUGAGGAACCAUCGCAUGCUUUCUCUGUCACUGUGCCAAACCCGCACUGUUCUGAGUCUGAGGAUCAUACAGUGUCAUUCGGGCGUCAGCUUGCCCACAGUCAGUUCAGCCCCAACACACAGCCCCGUACACCAGACUCUACUUUCCCUGAGACCUUCAAGGAUGGGGGUCAGGAGGUGUUCACGUUCCCAGGGGAUCUCCAGUUACGGAUGGGAUCCAUUGCACAAGAGGACUAUCCUGCCUUCGACACCGUGUCAGGGAAUAAUUUUGAGUACACACUGGAAGCCUCAAAGUCGCUUCGGCAGAAGUCAGGUGACGGCACAAUGACAUACCUCAAUAAGGGCCAGUUCUACCCUAUCACUCUAAAGGAAACAGACAACAGCAAAGUCCUUCACCAUCCCAUCUGCAAAGUCAGGAGCGUUGUAAUGGUUGUGUUCGGUGAGGAAAAAUGCAGGGAGGACCAGCUCAAGCACUGGAAGUAUUGGCACUCCAGACAGCACACAGCCAAACAGAGAUGCAUCGACAUCGCCGACUACAAAGAAAGCUUCAAUACCAUCAGCAACAUCGAGGAGAUCUCCUACAAUGCUAUUUCCUUCACAUGGGACAUCAACGAGGAGGCAAAGAUCUUCAUCUCGGUCAACUGCCUGAGCACAGACUUUUCCUCUCAGAAGGGUGUGAAGGGGCUCCCACUAAAUCUGCAGAUUGACACGUACAGCUACAACAACCGCAGCAACAAGCCUAUUCACCGUGCCUACUGCCAGAUCAAGGUGUUCUGCGACAAGGGUGCAGAGAGGAAGAUCCGGGAUGAGGAGCGCAAACAGUCACGCAGGAAGGGCAAAUGUGCUGAUGUCAACCCCAACAUGGCUCCUUUUGCAGAUGCCAAAAUGCCUCUGAUGCACAAGCGUAGUGAUAUAACUGUGUUUAAGAUGAUGACAGACUUGGACACUCAGCCCGUCCUCUUCAUCCCAGACAUCCACUUUGCAAAUUUCCAGCGCCAUCCUUUCUCUCCUGAGGAAGCAGAAGAUGGCUCAGGAAUGAAACGAUUACCCUUCUCAGAAGAUGAGUUUGGAUCUCCUCCUAAUAAAUUGGCCAGGGUGGAUGAACCAAAGAAAGUUUUGCUGUAUGUGCGGAAAGAGAGUGAGGAGGUCUUUGAUGCCCUCAUGCUGAAGACGCCUACAUUGAAAGGACUGGUGGAAGCAAUUUCAGAGAAGUAUGAUGUUCCUCUUGAGAAACUGGGGAAGGUCUACAAGAAGUGCAAAAAAGGGAUCCUGGUCAACAUGGACGAUAAUAUUAUCAAGCAUUAUUCCAAUGAGGACACCUUUCAGAUCCAGAUGGAGGAGUUGGGUGGGAUGGUGAAGCUCACACUCACUGAGAUUUGAAUGGCCUCCUCCCCUAAUAUGGACUUGUUUACAUGCUUCUAUGUCCAUGGCCUUGGAGGUACCUCGGGCCUUCUGUGCACUUCUUAUCUGUGGCUUUCUACAUGUUGCUAAAACUAAGCUUUUCUCCCCGAAAGCUCCCCAACUCCUGUUCUGUGUGUGUGUGCAUCUGUUAUGACAUGAAGUGUAUGCCAAACUAUGCAAUGUGUAAAAUGUGUGUGUUUGUGUUGGGGGGAGGGGGGGGGCGACAUGUGUAUGCCGUGAUUUAUAAAUCCUGAAAUUUUGAGCCAUAUGUUCUAUUUUUGGAAUGUAGAAAAACAUCUUUCGUUUUGAAUAUUCUGAGAAUCUGAGAAAGAGCCAAGCUACUCCAAAGUCAGAUUCCCUUUUAAUAUUUAAUCUGUGUUAUAGAGCUUUAAAAACCAAUAGGAGAUCAGGAUCUUUAAGGGCAAGAGCUGAAUGCAUGCAGUAAAUGGGGUAUUGUUGCUGUUAGAGGGAUUUUAGGGCAUUCUUACUGGUUUCUGUAUUUAUACAUAAACACUGAGCAGUAUUUAGUGUGUACAGCAUAACCCCAUGCUGAGCAGCUCUAUGAGGUACUGUGUCACCAGUGUUGCUUGUAUAUGUAUGUGUGUAUAAGUGCAUAUUAUGUUUCUGUGUAAAAAUGUUUGAGGACGAAUUAUAAUUUUAUCCCUAAACAGGUAACAUACUUAAAAUGAAUUCAUUCAUGUUUGCAUGUCAAAGAGGACAUUUCUUCAUGUGCAUACAAACAAGUGGGGAACAAAUUAUGUGGCCUAAGUAAUAUCCCUGAUGGAGAAACUAACAGUGCAGAUUUUUUUUCUGCUGGUUCUGGUGCUGGUUAACUAGCAAAACCAGAGGGAGCAUAAAUAAAUAAUUUAUUUAGUAAGAUCUUAAGUGUUUUCAUUAAUUAAGACUUUCUAAAAACCUGCACAAUAGAGAAUGAUAAAUUACUCAUACAAGACCAGAAUUACAGUACCAUGCAAGUCAAGACAUGAGUUUCUGAACACAGAAUGCCAAGUCACUAGUAUUACAUUUAGAACCAUCAGUAGUUUAUUCAUUGUCCAUGGAUCAUUGCUUUCUAAAACUUUUGUCUUUACUAUUGUCUUUAUCAGUCAUCCAGUUUGGAGUCUUUUUUUUACACUACAAAUUGUAUAGUAUCAGGGUUUUUUUAAAAAACAGUUUUCUAACUCACUUAUCUGCUGAUUUUUGUAUCAAAGUACUUACCUAUAUAUUUAUUGUUAUAUUUGGAUGGGGUGUUUUUUUUUAUAUUGUUCUGCAAACAAAAUGCAUUGCUAUUAUAAACUGUUACAUGUUAAAUGAUUUUGUAUGGAAUCAAAAUUAUAAAACUAUAAUGUAUUUAUGCACAGGGUAAACAUGUUUAUUUUUCAGCUCCUACAGCACUGUUUGCCUCUUGAUCCUUGAUCCUACAGCUACAUCUUAGAUUUGAUGUUAAGGUCAUCUGGCAACAUGUAUCAAAAUCGAAAAAGUUUCAAAUAUGCUUUGCUGUAUGGCUUUAGCUGUUAUUAUGUGCACACAUUUUCUUUUAGUCGCAAUAAAAGCCAGCAUGGCUUGGCUGUUGUGAUUG
This is a messenger RNA of Clarias gariepinus (North African catfish), 3576 nucleotides long. RefSeq names its product grainyhead-like transcription factor 1 (gene grhl1). The coding region runs from base 126 to 1979 and encodes 617 amino acids. NCBI's taxonomy places the organism in Eukaryota, Metazoa, Chordata, Actinopteri, Siluriformes, Clariidae. The record is from RefSeq and is a predicted model, not a curated record. The transcript is spliced from 15 exons. Gene Ontology annotation, cellular component: nucleus. Gene Ontology annotation, molecular function: RNA polymerase II cis-regulatory region sequence-specific DNA binding; DNA-binding transcription activator activity, RNA polymerase II-specific. Gene Ontology annotation, biological process: regulation of transcription by RNA polymerase II.